Lytechinus variegatus (green sea urchin) is the source of this 518-nucleotide messenger RNA. RefSeq lists its product as uncharacterized. The transcript is spliced from 3 exons. The coding region runs from base 106 to 480 and encodes 124 amino acids. NCBI's taxonomy places the organism in Eukaryota, Metazoa, Echinodermata, Echinoidea, Temnopleuroida, Toxopneustidae. The record is from RefSeq and is a predicted model, not a curated record.
UUUUCCAAAGAACUUCUAGCUGGGAAUCUAAUCCAGAAAACAACAGAUGUCAGACAAACAACUGCAACAACUUCAAGAGCAUCAACUUCAACAGGAGCAGUAGACAUGUCAGCAUUACCACAUACCAUCAGUGAGGAAGAACUUUUGAAGUUGUCAAUGGAAAUAGGACCUACUUACUACAAGAGGAUUGGCGUUAACCUGAAUAUCUCGUUUGUGACUCUUGAUAAAAUAAAGAAAGACACACAAGAUACUACUGAUGCUUUGAUGACAGUAUUCACAAGAUGGAGGGAUAAACAGCUUCCAGACACAAACAUCAGGGCUCAUCUUGCAGAGGCUUUACAAAAGAGUGGUCUAGUGUCACUGUCUCAGAAACUGAUUACUGGAAAUCUAUUAACAAAGUCAACAGGUAAGGGUAAGAAGGAAGUUAAGAUGGCUGCCUUCAAUAAAUCAUUCAAAUUGGUUAUUCUUAAAACAAAAUAAUGCGUACCUUUUCAACUAGUGGCACUAUUUCAUUGACC